AAUAUCUUUCUUGCAGGGAUAGACACAGGGGCUAUAACUAUGAUAUGGGCAAUGACGGAGCUCGUUAAAAACCCUAAACUGAUGAAGAAAGUACAAAGCGAGAUCCGAAACUGCCUUGGUGACAAUAAGGAGAGAAUCACUGAAGAAGAUGUCGACAAGGUUCCUUUCUUGAAGAUGGUAAUCAAAGAAACAUUCAGGUUACAUCCUGCAGCUCCUCUUAUACUUCCAAGGGAAACAAUGGCUCACAUCAAAGUUCAAGGCUAUGAUAUUCCUCCCAAGAGAAGGAUCUUGGUGAACGCUUGGGCGAUAGGAAGAGAUCCAAAACUAUGGACGAACCCGGAAGAGUUUGACCCGGAGAGGUUUGUCGACAGCCCUGUGGAUUAUAGAGGACAACAUUACGAGCUCUUACCGUUCGGGUCUGGUCGAAGGAUAUGUCCAGGGAUGCCGAUGGGGAUCGCUACUGUUGAGUUGGGACUCUUGAACUUACUUUACUUCUUUGAUUGGAGAUUUCCUGAUGGGAUGACAGAGAGAGACAUCGACAUGGAAGAAGCUGGUACUCUUACAAUUGUCAAAAAAGUAGCUCUAAAGCUUGUUCCAAAUAUAUUCAUCGCAGGGAUAGACACAGGAGCUAUCACCAUGAUAUGGGCGAUGACGGAACUCGCAAGAAACCCGGAACUGAUGAAGAAACUUCAAGGUCAAAUCCGUGAGCGUCUUGGCAACAACAAGGAGAGAAUCACCGAAGAAGAUAUCGGCAAAGUUCAUUACUUGAACCUCGUGAUCAAGGAAACAUUCAGAUUACAUCCUCCAGUUCCUCUUCUGCUCCCAAGGGAAACAAUGGCUCACAUCAAGGUUCAAGGCUAUGAUAUUCCUCCUCAGAGAAGGAUCUUGAUCAACACUUGGGCGAUCUCACGAGAUCCAAAACUAUGGACAGACCCGGAAGUGUUUAACCCCGAGAGGUUUGUCGAUAGCCCUGUGGAUUAUAGAGGACAACAUUUCGAGCUCUUAGCAUUUGGCUCUGGUCGAAGGAUGUGUCCAGGGAUGGCUAUGGGGAUCGUUACUGUUGAAUUGGGACUCUUGAACUUACUUUACUUCUUUGAUUGGAAGCUACCUGAUGGGAUGACGCAGAGAGACAUCGAUAUAGAAGAAGCUGGUGCUCUCACGGUCGUCAAGAAAGUACCUCUCAAGCUGGUCCCUGUUCGAGUUCACUGACUAGACCAAACUCCAGUUUCAGACGUUUCAGGUAAACUUUCUCUAGUAAUAAUGGAAAGAGUGUAUGGUAAGUGUAAUGUAAGAUAAUGUUAGAAAGAAAACAAUCCUCGCAGUUUGAUCUUAAACUGUUUGUAAGAUUAAGUUUAAAUCUUGAACAAUGGCUCUAUAGAGUCUCAUGUUGGAGUCUAAGCGUUGUAGAUAUGCUUUCAUUACUCUCAAACUUCUCGUCGAUCGAUUUUUUGAAUGUUAUGACUCUUUGAUAUGCCU
Thlaspi arvense is the source of this 1476-nucleotide messenger RNA. NCBI's taxonomy places the organism in Eukaryota, Viridiplantae, Streptophyta, Magnoliopsida, Brassicales, Brassicaceae. The record is from the annotation of a GenBank genome assembly.